AUGCCAGUGAAAUGCUGUUUCCACAGGUCACCAACUACAGAAACAACAGUGUGUUCUGAAAAUAUGGAUACACUUUUAACCAACCAAGCUGGUCUAGAUGCUUUUCGAACAUUCCUAAAAUCAGAGUUCAGUGAAGAAAACGUUGAGGUCUGGCUUGCCUGUGAAGACUUUAAGAAAACAGAAAGUGCAGAAAAAAUUGCUUCCAAAGCCAAGAUAAUUAAUUCUGAAUUCAUUGAAGCUGAUGCCCCUAAAGAGAUUAACAUUGACUUCAGUACCAGGGACCUCAUCUCAAAGAAUAUUGCAGAACCAACUCUCAAAUGUUUUGAUGAGGCUCAGCAGGUGAUCUACAGUCUGAUGGCCAAGGAUUCUUUUCCUCGAUUUCUAAAGUCAGAGAUUUAUAAGAAACUGGUAAAUAGCAAACAGGCUGGAAAUCAUAAAAAAUGGCUCCCUUUCUUGUAA
This is a messenger RNA of Delphinapterus leucas (beluga whale), 459 nucleotides long. RefSeq names its product regulator of G protein signaling 21 (gene RGS21). Lineage: Eukaryota; Metazoa; Chordata; Mammalia; Artiodactyla; Monodontidae. The record is from RefSeq and is a predicted model, not a curated record.